Eremothecium gossypii ATCC 10895 is the source of this 882-nucleotide messenger RNA. RefSeq names its product Luc7p (gene LUC7). Lineage: Eukaryota; Fungi; Ascomycota; Saccharomycetes; Saccharomycetales; Saccharomycetaceae. Bases 1 to 882 code for a protein of 293 amino acids. The transcript has a single exon. Gene Ontology annotation, biological process: mRNA splice site recognition. Gene Ontology annotation, cellular component: U1 snRNP; U2-type prespliceosome. Gene Ontology annotation, molecular function: mRNA binding. The record is from RefSeq and is marked provisional.
AUGGGCACAGCGGCGGAUGAGCAGAGAAAGCAGAUCGAGCUUCUGCUGGGCAAAGAGUCCAAUCGGGAUUUCAAGCGGGACCUGGGAAUGCACGACCCGAAGCUGUGCAAAAGCUAUGUGGUGGGCGAGUGUCCGUACGAGCUAUUCCAGGGUACCAAGCAGAACUUUGGCAAAUGCCCGCAGACACAUCUCGCCAAGUACAAGCUUGAGUAUCAACGCAACGCCAAGAAGGGCAUCUACUUGCCGGAGUUUGAGCGCGAGUAUUACGCCGUGCUCAACAAGUUCAUCAAGGACUGCAACGGGCAAAUCCAGAUCGCACUGCGAAAACUGGAACACACUUCGGAGGAGCGCGAACGAAUCAUGGCGGUGACCUGCCAGCUGGAUGUAGCUGACUCCAAGAUGGGGCUGAUGAUCCAGGAGAUUGAAACGCUGGUUAGGUCGAACGAGGUGGUCAAGGCCAUGGUGCAGUCGCUGAAGCUGCAGACACUGCAGAAGGAGCGCCACGAGCUGGCGAAGAAGGUGCGCGACAUCACGGAGAAUGUGGGACAGAGCGCGCAGCAGAAGCUGCAGGUCUGCAAGGUCUGUGGCGCGUACUUGUCGCGCCUGGACACCGACAGGCGCCUGGCAGACCAUUUUCUCGGGAAAAUGCACCUGGGCUACGUCAAGAUGCGCGAGGAGAUCGAGGAGCUGCGGCGCCGCUUCCAGGAGAGGGGCGAGGAUAUCUCCCAAGACAGCUACAAUCUCCAGGCCCCGCCACACGUCCUGGAAGGCGCUCAGGGAGAGACCGGGAACUUCCACUAUCGCCGCCAGGGCAGCUACGGCCGUGGUGGAGGCGCUGGCCGGAACGAGAGGUACAGGGGCCGUGCCCACCGUGCGUACUGA